GUCUCGACACAGACGCAGUGUCACAUUAGACCGCCAGCCUCCAAACUGGGCAGAGGGACCAAAACAACAACAACAACAAUUUGGACAAAAGACAACUCACUCAUGGACCGAAACGCGACUCUCCUCGUUUCCUACGACAACCGCAGCAUUAUCAAUGUCACUUGCUCCCGUGACAAUGUUGUGAAGACGGUGAUUUUCCCCCUCCUCUACACCACCUUAUUCCUGGUUGGGCUGUCGCUCAACGGCCUGGCGGUGUGGGUGUUCUUGCGCAUUCCCUCACGCUCUCACUUUGUCAUAUACCUGAAGAAUGUGGUGGUCGCUGAUGUCAUCAUGACCCUCACGUUCCCUUUCAAGGUUUUAUCCGACUCCAACAUGGCCUCCACCGACCUACGAAUCUUCGUGUGCCGGGUCUCCUCUGUGCUGUUCUACCUCACCAUGUACAUCAGCAUCCUCUUCUUUGGCCUCAUCAGCAUCGACCGCUGCAGGAAGACACUCAACCCAUUCAGGGGCACCAACGCGGCCCGCCUGGCCCGCCGGAAGCUCCUCUCUGGCGUGGUCUGGAUCUUCCUGCUGGUUCUCUGCCUUCCCAACGUGGUUCUAACCAGUAAAAAGCCACAUUCGCCUUACUUCAAGUGUAGCGACCUGAAGGACCGGGCUGGGCUGUACUGGCAUGAGGUGGUCAAUCACGUGUGUCAGGUCAUCUUUUGGGCCAACCUCGUGAUAGUGAUCCUGUGUUACACCCUCAUCACCAAAGAACUGUACAAGUCGUACUCCCGCACCAAGUCUCGCGGCUCCGAAAGCCGUCAAAAGCAACAAAGUAAGAGAAAAAUGAACACUAACGUCUUCCUGGUCUUGGCCGUGUUUUUUGUGUGUUUUGUGCCGUUCCAUUUUGCACGCGUUCCGUACACCAUGAGCCAAACCCGAGGCCUUCUCUUCGACUGCCGCCUCAAGCUCUUCUUCUUCCAUCUGAAAGAGAGCACGCUCUUCCUGUCGUCGCUCAACUCCCUCCUGGACCCGCUCAUCUACUUCUUCCUCUGCAAGUCCUUCCGGACCACCUUGUUCAAGACCCUGCGGCUGCACCCGGGGACUUGCGGCUGGCUGCUGGGGAGGAGCUCAGACAGCGAUUCGUGCAACACCCCUCUGAGAGAAUCCUCCGUGUGCGCAUAAAGACGAUGUUGUAAUGCAGUAGUUAUCAAACCUUUAACGCCAAGUGACGCCUAAAACAUUUUGCUUUUGCAAGGAGGGGACUACCGUUUUUGUUUUUUUUUGCUGCCUCUGCUUCUCAAAUAUGUGGCUUGUACUCACAUGUACAGUUGCAAUCAAAAGUUGACAUACACUUGUAAAGAACAUAAUGUCAUGGCUGUCUUAAAGGCCUACUGAAAUGAUUUUUUAAAAUUUAAACAGGGAUAGCAGAUCCAUUCUAUGUGUCAUACUUGAUCAUUUCGCGAUAUUGCCAUAUUUUUGCUGAAAGGAUUUAGUAGAGAACAUCGACGAUAAAGUUCGCAACUUUUGGUCGCUGAUAAAAAAAGCCUUGCCUGUACCGGAAGUAGCGUGACGUCGCAAGUUGAAAGGCUCCUCACAUUUCCCCAUUGUUUACACCAGCAGCCAGAGCGAUUCGGACCGAGAAAGCGACGAUUACCCCAUUAAUUUGAGCCAGGAUGAACGAUGCGUGGAUGAGGAACGUGAGAGUGAAGGACUAGAGUGCAGUGCAGGACGUAUCUUGUUUCGCUCUGACCGUAACUUAGGUACAAGGGCUCAUUGGAUUCCACACUCUCUCCUUUUUCUAUUGUGGAUCACGGAUUUGUAUUUUAAACCACCUCGGAUACUAUAUCCUCUUGAAAAUGAGAGUCGAGAACGCGAAAU
Entelurus aequoreus (snake pipefish) is the source of this 1863-nucleotide messenger RNA. It is a transcript of the gene p2ry12, whose product is annotated as purinergic receptor P2Y12. Gene Ontology annotation, cellular component: membrane. The record is from RefSeq and is a predicted model, not a curated record. The transcript is spliced from 3 exons. Gene Ontology annotation, biological process: G protein-coupled receptor signaling pathway. Bases 103 to 1167 code for a protein of 354 amino acids. NCBI's taxonomy places the organism in Eukaryota, Metazoa, Chordata, Actinopteri, Syngnathiformes, Syngnathidae. Gene Ontology annotation, molecular function: G protein-coupled purinergic nucleotide receptor activity.